Molecule: messenger RNA, 3443 nt
Organism: Lobosporangium transversale
Lineage: Eukaryota; Fungi; Mortierellomycota; Mortierellomycetes; Mortierellales; Mortierellaceae
Product: glycosyl hydrolases family 31-domain-containing protein
Exons: 3
Coding region: 48-3374 (1108 amino acids)
Biological process (GO): carbohydrate metabolic process
Molecular function (GO): carbohydrate binding; hydrolase activity, hydrolyzing O-glycosyl compounds
Source: RefSeq, a predicted model, not a curated record
GUCUUGUUUCCUCGCUUACUUCUACACCUGCCUGCUCCCUUCCUUGCAUGCAUCCGACCCUACUCCUCUUCUGUUCACACUUACGCACUCAUAACCCUGUUUUUUCAAGAACUUCUGUCUCCAUGACUCACCAACUUAAGAAUCUCGUGAGGACCACUCUAGAUGCCAUUGGCACGACUGUCGCUGAGCCUCUCACUUCUGACUACAAGAUUUUAUCGUCAUUACCUUCUUUUCAUCAUUUCCCGAGCGCCAGUGAUGGCUUUUUCCCUUCGAGUCCUAUCCAAUUGCCAGUAGAAAAGAACGACCAAGUUCUACUUCAGCUUGGUCUAACCCGAAAGGCAAAAAUGGGUCCUAAGUUUGGUCCUGAUCCUUCACUGUUGACAAUGAAAUGCCAGGCACAGUCUGCUACAAGGCUAUGCAUCGAGAUUGAAAAUGCGGCACAUCAGGCUUGGAAAGUGCCCCACUCCAUUGUACCUCGUUAUCCACCUAGUAAUCCUGUCAAACGUCAUCAAGAGUUGGAUGAAACGCUGGACUAUGAAAUGAUUUGGAAUGAUCCUAAUUCUUUUUCUUUCACAGUCCUGCGCAAGGGGACAGGCGAAAAAUUGUUUGAUACAUCCUCCUUGGGAGUGACUAUGAAAGACCAGUACAUUGAACUUUCAACACAUCUUGGCGGCAAAGGAGAACGAGGAGGGCAGGUUGCCAAUCUGUAUGGCCUGGGUGAGAAUGUAGGCCCGCUACGCCGCCAGCCAGGCACGACGACGACGAUGUGGGCCCGUGAUAGCCCUUGCAAACCUAAUACGAACCUUUAUGGAUGCCAUCCUUUUUACAUGGAAGUCCUUCCAUCUGGCUCCGCCCAUGGUGUGCUUCUUUUAAGCUCAAAUGGCAUGGACAUUGUGUUCUCUCCAGAAGGCGACAAGCUGACUUACAAGGUUAUCGGGGGUGCUGUAGAACUAUAUAUCUUUACAGGUCCAACUCCACAGCAGGUCAUUCAACAAUAUACAGAGUUAAUUGGACGGCCUUGUAUGAUUCCCUAUUAUGCUCAAGGAUUUCACAUAUGUCGAUGGGGCUAUGAUACCCUGGAUAAAGUUAAGGACGUUGUAGCAAAAUUCAAGAAACAUUCUCUACCCCUCGAGGCCAUGUGGGUCGACAUUGACUACAUGAAGGACUAUAAAUGCUUCACUUUUGAUGAAGAACGGUUCCCAGUCAAGCAGCUAGCAGAGUAUGUGGACCAGUUGCAUGCACAAGAUCAGCAUAUGGUCAUGAUCUUGGAUCCAGGUAUCAAAGUCCAAUAUCAGUCUGGUCUUUACGAACCAUAUGAUGAAGGAGUGGCCAAGGGUUUGUUUGUCAAAAGGCGCGUCAAAGAGCUGGAAGUGGCCGAAGAUGGUACAAAGUACCACGAGGGUGAUUUGGUCGAUUUUGUUGGCAAGGUCUGGCCAGGCAAAACGACCUUUCCAGAUUGGUUCAAUCCCGGGACUCAGUCGUAUUGGACUAAAUAUAUCACGGAGUGGUAUAAGAAGGUCCCCUUGGAUGGCAUCUGGAUUGACAUGAACGAGGCAGCCAGCUUCCAUGAUGGGGACUGUUCACACAUUGAGUCAUCAGAGGAUCGUCCUAUACAACCUUCCGAUUUCGCAUUGGCGACAGUAGACCCGGAUGAAGAAGCGGAUGGCGCUGCCCGCAUAGUACAGCCACAGCAUGCGGGCGCUAACACGAAGAAGAAGACAGACCAGACGACAGACCACCACGUUGACCCAAAGGAUGCUAUUGCGCAGCACGAGCGCGAAUACGAAGAGCAGCAUGAUCCUCAUCAUCCAGAGAGAGAGCAUUUAGAGACUUCCAUCUUGUCAGCUCGCAAUAGUCCACCGCUCACUGUUGUGGAUCAACAAAAAACAAAGCCUCCGAUUAUCUAUAAACAUCCGAACCAACCGCCGUAUAAAAUUAACAAUAAUAACGAGUAUGCAGACCUAGAAUAUCGUACUAUUUCACCUGACGCUCUUCAUUACGGAGGCAUCACAGAAUAUGACGCCCAUAACCUUUAUGGCCAUAUGGAGGCGAUUGCUACCUAUAAUGCUAUGCGAUCCAUCAGACCAGACAGAAAGCCGUUCAUUUUAUCGCGCAGUACAUUCCCGGGGUCAGGUCAAUUUGCGAGCAAAUGGAAUGGCGACAACUGGUCUGCAGAGUACGACUUAAAGGCCUCAAUCUCUGGACUGCUCAACUUUCAGUUCUUUGGUAUCAGUAUGAUCGGCGCUGAUAUUGGUGGGUUUGGAGACGCUGCUUCCGAAGAACUGUUGAUCCGAUGGCAUCAACUGGGGGCGUUUUAUCCUUUCAUGCGCAACCACAACUGUAUCACCAACCCUCCACAAGAGCCUUAUAUUACCAAGCUUCUAGGAGAUAUUACACGCAAAUACCUUGACAUACGAUAUAGGCUCCUGCCAUACUGGUAUACGCUCUUCUAUCGAUCGCACCAGGAUGGUCGUAUGGUUUGCUCGCCUCUCUGGAUCCUGGAUCCUAAGGACCAAAACCUGCUUUCAAAUGACGAGCAGUUUCUGGUUGGUGAGUCGAUCCUUGUCUCACCUGUAUUGAAGCUGAAGCAGUCCUCUGUGAAAGCAUACUUCCCACCUGGACGUUGGUAUGAUCUGCAUUCUGGUCAACUUGAGGUCUUUGUGGAAUCAAGCAGCAAAUUCUUAACAGUGGAGGCACCUCUGGAAAAAAUUCCGCUUCACCUUGCUGGCGGCCAUAUCCUGCCUCGUGCGGGAAUUGUGCCUGAUGCCUUUAUCGGGACCACCACGCAGGUCAGGAAAGCGCCGAUUCAGAUCCUAGUUGCCUUAGAUGAGACAGAUUGUGCCCGAGGAGAGUAUUAUCAUGAUGAUGAUUCAUUUAAGGCUGCAGAUGGUACGCUGGUCAAAUUCCAUGCAAGGCCAGGCUUCCUCAGUAUGUUCUCAUAUAAUGCUAAGAGUUUUGUCGAUCCCGCAAAGUCGAGUCAAAACGAAAAACCUGCUGAAAUCGACGAUGACACUACGAUUGCACCUCACGGCAGCCGCAACCUUCGACCUACCAAUGUACAAUCGGUCCUGAUUUGGGGCAUUGGCCUAAGCAGAGUCGAACCAAACAAGGUCCUCAAGACGGGAACAGUAUCGUCACCAUGCCAAAUUGAGUCUCAUCAAAUCCGUGUUUCGAUCGUGGAUCCUGUGACACCACCAUCAACUGAGUCAAUUCAACACCAGCGCGAACUUAGCGCGGUUCCAGCAGAGGAGAUCUUGAUCACUUGGAAUGCAUCCAAGGCGCAACUCCUAGUUGAGUUUAAGCGUCCCGGCGGUCUGCAGAUCCUGGGCAACCAAGCCCUUGAGGUUGACUGGACAGAGGCCUUGGUGGCCUGAAAUUAAAAUUUAGAUGAUCGAUAUUAAAUUAGGCAUAGUUGUGCACGUGAUAUCAAUUAUAUUGCUUGU